Messenger RNA from Moneuplotes crassus, 4523 nucleotides. NCBI's taxonomy places the organism in Eukaryota, Ciliophora, Spirotrichea, Euplotida, Euplotidae. The record is from the annotation of a GenBank genome assembly.
CAAUGAUCAUAAUAUGGUGGGUUACAACUAAAUUUGAGCAAGAAGUAAAUUUAGCAUCAAGCAUUUAAGAUUAUUCGUAUAAAAACCUAUUAACACUCCGGCCUGGUCUAAUAGUGAAAGAGUUUGUGAUUAGUAAGAAGCAACGGAGUUAUUGAGAACAAUAGUGAUAUUAGAUAAUUAGAGGAGUAAGCAAUGAAGAUAUUAAUCACAAUUCAUAAUAAAGUUAUAAUGCUAUUAAUGUUUCUUUAACCUUACUAUGACAUUUAGCAGUGAAUAUAUUCCUCCUACUCAAAAUACGAAAAAUUUGGUUAUUUUCCAAAAUACUACCUCACCAAAAAUCUCCCAUCUAACUCCCUCUAUUCCUUCUUAAUCCCAAAAUCACAACACCUCCCUAACAUUUAACUUAACUUUAUUAUGGAUGCAUUAGAUUAGAUCUUGAUCUGCACGUAAUUUCCAAAAUUUCCUUGUCACAACAAAAACCCCACAAUUGAACAAAAUUUCAUAAAUUGAACAAAAUCGACACAUUUUGUUCUAUUUUUCAACUUUUUUAGUAAACUUAUAGAUGAAUUUGUGAAGAAAGAUUUUGUGGAUUUUAUGCAUAGAGAUUAAGAAGAAGAUAUUUUUAGUUAAGUUUUGGGGGGGUUGGGGAGUAGAGAGGUUGAGGUUAUUGGGGUUAAGGGAAUUGUAGGUUUAGGGGGAGAAUGGGUUGGGAGACUGGUUUUGGGUUGGUGGAUGCUUUUUGUUGGUAUUGGAAGAGGGUUUGUUUAUUUAGAGAUGGUGAUAUGCUUAAAUAUAUAUUUAUGGACAGGUGAUUUCAUAUGAAAAAUUAGAGUUUUAUGAAAAAUUAAGAAGCUUAAUGAUUACUAUUUUUCUUAUAUGAUAAAUUUAACGUAUUACUAAUUCUAAUUACUGUUCAAAACAUGCCAAUAGUCUUUAAAAUUUUCCCUUCACCGACCUAGAACUCUUUUUCAUAACUAAUCCAUGCUAAUAAUAUUUUUUUAUACAACCUAUUCACCACUUUUUGUAAAACCUCACAAUUUCCAAAAGCUAUUAUCUCUCUUGCUCUUUCUUUCCUUUACUCGCUGAAGAUAAUUUAGGAAUGAGUAGCUAUGCUAAACUACUUUUGAAGCAUCUUCUGCUAGAUAGGACUUAAUUCAGGUUGAUAACUUAAAUAUCAGAAUUGUUUUCUCAUUUAAGUUGGGUGAUGCUAAAUAUACAUGUAUAGGUUAAUUAUCUUACUGGAAAUUAUGAUGGCAGCCCAAUGCCCAGCCGGGACUGAUACCUCAAUGAAGGUUAAAAGUUAUUCAUUCAGCGAUUUAUUGUUUGGAAGUAUUGAAGUUAUUGAUGGAAUCUCCUGCCCAGACCACUCAUGUGCUUAUCUUACUACAAAUGGAAGAUUCAUAUUAACCAAAAAGACUAGGAUUUUCAAAUUUGAUUCAAACUUUACUCCUAUUUGGAUGAGAAAUAUCGAUAACUAUAAUAUUGCCAAGGGUGCUAUUUCCCUUCAUUCAGACUCUAAUUUGGCAUUUGUGCUUAAAUCUUCUUCAAACUGUCCUUUGGUAAAACUUGAUAGUACCUCAAACUCAGUUAUUGAAGACUUGAGAAUUGUAAGUGCAGUGAACUGCCACUCUGUUAUCUUCUCAAGCGAUUAUUCUAAUAUCUAUGUUUCAGGUACAAUCUCAUCAACUCCUCAUGUGUUUAAAAUUGAGUAUGCAGACUUUGGAACUACGUCCAUUACUUCGAUUCCAAUCAGUAUGGACUCAAUUUACUCUAUUAAUUCCUAUGUUCUCUCGGGUCAAGAACUCCUGAUGAUUAGUGGCUCAGUGACAAGCCCUACGCAAGCCUACAGUUUACUCUCUGUUGAGUAUGAUACAGGCACUCAGCAAUGGGCGAAGAAGCUUGGAUGCCCGACUGCAUGAGUGCUCAGCGGAGCUAAUGAUGCAUUGAUUUUAGAAUCUGAUAACAAAAUCAUCAGCUACUUUUUGGAUACUAAACCAAUUGUUUAUGUGAGCAGCCUUACAGAUGGAACUCUUGAGGGUUCUUUUGUUCCAGACUUCACUCAGACCAAUCUGGAAAUUAGUAGUAUUUCCUAUUCAACUUCUUUCAGUAAGGUAUUCAUGCUGCUUAAAUAUGAUGGUGGGGCAUACAAAAUCGAAUACGAUAUCUCAGCUAACUCUUUCUCUAACGCUUAUGUAAGCACUACAAUUAGUCCAGGAUGGAUACUUGAAGCAGGAGGUCACACUCUAAUUGGGUCUGGUGUUCAAUCUUCUAGUUCAGCAGUUGCAAUAUCAAGGUUGGCUUCAAAUGGAAUAUAUGGUCAAAACACUGAAGUAUCAUUUUUAUCAACAAGUAACUCCUUCACAUCAUCAUCUGGCUACUCCUACUCUAACGAAGCUACAUCUCUAGUUACUUCAGGCCCUUCGUCUGAAACGAAAGGAUCGGUAUCUAUCGCUUCAAUUGUUUUAUUCUCUCCAGUAGAAACUGGUGAUCUGAGUGUGGAGUUAGAUGUAAUCUAUCAAGGAACAGAUUAUGUUUUAGAUACUUCUGUUCAAGAGACUGGAAACAUUCCAAAUUUUUAUCCUUGCUCUCUCACUGGAGGAACAUCAAUCAAUUCUGUAGUUGAUGUCCACUCCAAUGGAGAGCCAAAGCCAUCUUGGGUGACUGUCGGUGCAGAUUCUCUAUCCUUUGAUUAUACAGUCCCCGAAUCUGUAGAAGGUCAAACAUUUUAUUUUGCUGGAAGAAGUAUAGUUGGAGGAAAGACUUAUAUUAGAAAUGUCCAGAUAAAUGUAGGUGAAGCUCCAGAACCAGAGCCAGAGCCAGAACCAGAGCCAGAACCAGAACCAGAGCCAGUUACUCCAGUCCCAGAACCUGUUACUUCAGACCCAGAGGAGUCAAAUCCAUCUCCUACUUCCCCACCAGUUUGUAAUACCCAAAACUGUAAAACUUGCAUCUCUUCUAAAUGCACUGUUUGUAAGGACGGAUAUGAGCUAACUAACUCUAAAACCUGUGAUAAAGGUGACGGAAUCCUGAGCGUAAAAUCUGUAGUAACAAUAGCAGGAAUUGCAGGCUCAAUGUUAGCAUCGAUGGUAGGAGGUGCGGUAGCAGGCUCAUCAGUGAAGAAUGUGUGGGUCUUGUUCAACCAGUUCCAGCUGUUGAUGAUUUUACCAUUUUUGAAUGCAGAGCUUCCAACAGAGUUCAUUCAGACUUUAAAAGCUCUUGAGACAAGUAUUCUAAAUAUCAAUCUUUUGGACUUCAAGACUUUCUCGAUAUUUGAACCAGUAAUGGAGCAUAUUGAUUAUGAAAAUCCAUACCAGGAAUUUAAAGAUAAUGAGUAUGAGUCAGGGAGUGCUUUCGUUAACUGAUUUGAUAUCCUUCUUUACUCAAUUGGAAUCACUAUCCUUGUCCUGCUCUUGCAUCCUCUUUUGAGAAUUUCCUGAAAGAAAAGAAAUCGUCCAUUUCUUUUGAAAGCAUACAGCUACUUCACAAACUUGUUUUAUUUCAGAUUUUAUUUGAGAUUCUUUCUAGAAUGAUUUCUGUUUUUGUGCCUGGCUUCAGUAAGUGAAGUGUCUAGGCUCUCUGAUGCUUUAAAUAAUCUUAUCUCAUUCAGCAUAAGUGUGGUGAUUGUUAUCCUUCUUCUCUUAUUUGUGUGUCUGAUUCCAAUAUUGUACUUCUCGAUUAAAAAUCCUCAUGAAAACAGAUAUGUCAAAGAACUUUUUGAAGGAUUCAAGAAGAAUAAAUUUGCACAGCUGUAUAACUUUACAUUCCUACUUAGAAGACUUUUGCUGGUAGUAGUAAUUGUGGCUCUCAGACCAAAUAAUCUCAUGCUCAGGCUAUUUAUUUUCGCAAGUUUACAAGUUUUAAUACUAUUAAUGACAAUAAUAGUAAGACAUCAUGAUGAGAAGUAUCCAAAUAUUAUUGAGAUCGUGAAUGAAGUAUCCUACUUAGUCAUAAUCCUGCUGAUAAUCUUUUACCAGAAGUCUGAAUUGACUAUUUUCAAAGAACUCUUGAACAACUCAAUUAUUGGGACGACAAUGCUAGUAUUUGGAAUUAGUAUCAUAAACCUAGUUUGCCAGGUUGUGAUCUCUUGCUAUUCUAAGAAAAGGAGAAUCAAUAUUAAGCCUCCUACAAAAAUUAUCAUGGCUAAGAAGAAGAGGAGAAGUCUCGAUACGGGGAAGGAGAACCCUAUUGGAUCUACUACAAAGAAACCAGCGAAAAAUAUGGAGAUCCAAGAAGGUUUUUUUGAUGAUAGUGGAAGUAGAUCUAACAAAACAAACUCGCAAAGAAAAUUUGUAGGGUUAGACGAUAUAAUAGUAUACCCCCUUUUUAAGAAGUCGAAGUUCCUAAAUCCAAAAUCCCAGGAAGAGCUAGGAAACACUAGUUGACAAUGAAUGGUUGUCCCUGAAUAAUAAAUUUGGCACAUUUGAGAGGCAAAUAUUAAAAAUAGAGUAUUCUUGAUUGUCAAACGUAAUUAGCCAUUUCUCAAAAUGGCUGCCUUAAUAUGGUUUAUUAUAAAUAUUCUGCUU